Messenger RNA from Stegodyphus dumicola, 1707 nucleotides. RefSeq names its product transcriptional adapter 3-B-like. Gene Ontology annotation, cellular component: SAGA complex. The record is from RefSeq and is a predicted model, not a curated record. Gene Ontology annotation, biological process: regulation of transcription by RNA polymerase II. Gene Ontology annotation, molecular function: transcription coactivator activity. Lineage: Eukaryota; Metazoa; Arthropoda; Arachnida; Araneae; Eresidae.
UUUGAUGCCUGUAGUGAACGUAAAGCAUAAGCAUAAGAGCUUAGAUUAUUUUGUCGCUCCGAGUAAUGAAUUUUUGAUGUGAACUUUUUCGAAAAUUCUUGGCUUAUUUUUAAAAUCAAGAUGCGGAGGAAGAUACGCGAAGGGAAUAGUAGAGGAAAAAUACAAAGAAUUUCGAAGAGUAAAAUAAGUAAUAAUGGAGAAACUCAACACAAAAUUAAUGAAGAAACUAAAGGCAAGUUUAUUGCAAGAACUGUAGAUAAAGGACAUGAUUAUGAAGAUAAAACGUGGGACAUUAAAAAUGGUGUAUCUGACUGGAUGGCAAAGUUUCCAUAUUAUACUUCAGUGAUUGCGGAUGAUAAACUUGAUCUUUUGUCCAUCCUUGAUCCUUUGAAAAAUGAGUUGAAACAACUUUUAGUUUAUUCUGUGAAAAAACAAGAGCUUCUUCGAGAAGAAUCAAGUUUUUCAGAUACAAUGAAGUCUAAACCAAAGAAAUUAAACCAAGCACCACAAGUCGCAGAUAUUCCAGUUGUACCUAGAGAUGAUUUUCUUUUUGACUUUUGGAAGUUUAUGGAAAUGUUUUCUGGUGAAAUUUCAGCUGAGAAUCUUAGUAAACUCAAGGCUUCUAUUAAUACAUGUGAUGCAGAUUUCUUUAAUGAACCAGGACAGUCAUUGGAAGAUGUGAAUAAAAUAGCUGGAGAUAAAGUCCCACUAAAACAAAAUGAAGAAAAGUGCAUAGAUGAGAGAGAUUUCCUGAAAGGAGCAAAUAGUUCGAAUGAAGUAAGUAAUGGUAUGACUUUGGGUCCUUUGACACAACGUUUAAUUUCUUGCUUUUUUGAGGAAGACCAUGGAAAUCCAGAAACAGAUGUAACAACAAGUAUAAAAGAUUCUGCAAGUAUGCAUACUUCAGCUAAACCAGAGUUUAUGAAAUCAUUGCAGCUAUCAUCUCUGUUUGGAUCAGCUGAUGAACUUGAAAAUCAAAUACAAAAAAAAUUGAUUAAAUAUGGCAUUUUGGAAGAUGAACCUAAACCACCAGAAGAUAAAGUGCUUGCCAGGCUUAAAAAACUGCAGAGUGAAUUGAAUUCAGUUCGUGCUAAGAAUGCUAAUCAAAAAAAGAUGCUGCUGAACUUAGCUGAGAAGGAAAUGGCUAAGCAAGAAAUAUUGAAGAAAAUGCAAUAUUCUGAAUCCAAAGUUAUUACUGCUUUCAAAGAAAUAGCUGAAUUUAGUAUUAAAAGUGAAAUGACCGAUAGAGAACGUCGUCGUUUAAGGAAGAGCCUUGAAGAUCUUCAUGUUGUAAAGAUCCUUGAAGAGCAUAGAAAACUAACUGAAGAACUAAAUAUAGCUGAGAAUUAUAGCGAACUUUGAAAUAAAAUUUUACUUUAUCAGGCAUGAUAACCUGUGGCCUCCAGAGCUCACCAAUUGACAAGUAAUCAGAAGCAGUGGAUAAAGUAAUGAAUGUCAAUAGCUUUGAAUUUGAAAAUGAGAACUGGUUGGUUCAUUUUUCAUGGAUAUCUCUGUUUAUGUAAAUUGGCAUCUUUAAGGCGAAAGCAUUUGAUAUGAUGCUUCAAGAAAAGGUUGUGUUCAAAAUUAAAUUAAAAUUGCAGCAAUAAUUUGCACUCUGAACAGGUUCAUGCAAACAACAAAAAUAAUGGCUACAGCCAUUAUAUAAUUAGACUUUAACAAUAGAUUUUGAAAAAAAAAAAAAAAAAA